Molecule: messenger RNA, 897 nt
Organism: Ambispora gerdemannii
Lineage: Eukaryota; Fungi; Glomeromycota; Glomeromycetes; Archaeosporales; Ambisporaceae
Source: the annotation of a GenBank genome assembly
AUGUUCGGACAAAAGAGAUUUUCCUUUAAUGAUAUCCCAGAUCUUACCGACAAAGUUGCGAUCGUAACAGGCGGCAAUGCUGGAAUUGGAUACGUAACAGCUCGUGAACUUGCCCGAAAAAAUGCACAUGUGAUUGUGUGCAGCAGAAGCAUCGAAAGAGGACAAACGGCCGUCAAUAAAAUCAAAACAGAAACUAACAACGAUAAAGUUGAAGUUUUGCAAUUGGACUUGGCGGAUUGGAAGGGUACCAAGGAUGCAGCGGAUAGUUUUGUUGCUAGGAAAUUGCCUGUUAAUAAUGCUGGAAUUAUGGCAACACCAUACGAAUUAAAUGAACAUGGAAUUGAAAAACAAUUCGCAACAAAUCAUGUCGGCCAUUUUGUGUUUACUAAAGUCCUUUUACCAGUUAUCGAAGCAUCAGCUCCUUCGCGUAUUGUAAAUAUUACCAGCGAUUACCAUAGACUUGGGAUAAAUUUUGACGAUAUCAACCUUGAAAAAGAAAGCGUAUGGGCUCGGUAUGGUCAGUCGAAAACUGCAAAUAUCUUGUUUACCAUAGAAUUAGCGAGACGACUUGAAGGAAAGCAAGUAUGGGCGAAUGCAGUUCAUCCAGGGUUCGUUGCCACCAAUUUAACACAAGGAUACAUGGCUCAAAGUGGAGUCUUGGUUAAAACAAUAGUCAACUUAGUAAAAACAAUUUUCGCGCUGAACGAAGACGAUGGUGCUCUAACGCAAUUAUACGCGGCUACGAGCCCUGAAAUUGAAAAAGAAAAUUAUCGCGGUAAGUAUUUUGUGCCGAUUGCGAAAUUGGAAACACCGAGACCGUUUGCCACGAAUCAAGAGACUGUUAGUCGGUUGUGGAAAUGGACUGAGGAAUUGCUUAAUGAGAAAUUAGGAAUUUAG